Messenger RNA from Dibothriocephalus latus, 711 nucleotides. NCBI's taxonomy places the organism in Eukaryota, Metazoa, Platyhelminthes, Cestoda, Diphyllobothriidea, Diphyllobothriidae. The record is from the annotation of a GenBank genome assembly.
CUCCCCUCCUCUCAGCCACCUCUUUCCCCCACCGAAGAGGUCAAAUUCCUCCAUAACUCCCUGCCAAGACCUGCUGUUGCCACCCCCACCACCAAUAUCAGCAGCCUACCGCAAGUUUCACAACGCUCCUCUUCCCCUGGUGUCGUCGCGCGUCCAGCUGAGGAAACUGUUCCCCCGAAGCCAGUGAAGAAAACGGUUGCCUCCUUCCAACCACUCGAAGUGGUCGAGGAUUCUUCUUAUACAGUAAAUGUCUGCCUGAUUUAUCAAUCGUUUGUCUUUGUCUUCACACUGUCCUGUGAAUUGGUCGAUAAAGUACUGAGGCGUCAAGUGUCCGUUGGAUUAAGUGCAAAUCAGGCCGUCUGUGUUCAAUCCCUCUCGAAGAUUCCUUGUAUGCCCAAGAAGCAACACUUUACACUCAUUGCUCCACUGUUUUUGUUCCCAUCCACCUAUCCACCCCCUCCCCCGAUUCUGCUUUUAGGCCUUGAAAGUGGUGCGCGCCUGAAGUUGAGCUUGCGAGACCAGACGAAGAAGCAGCAGCCGAAGACGCCAGUGGAGGCGGCACCAGCUCCGGCAGUUCAGCCAAGGAGCCAGUGGGCCGAAGUCUCGCUGGAGGAAGAGCAGCAGUCGGCACAGAAGGAGUCGCGCACGCAUUGGGUAGAACUGCUGGCUAAUUCUACUAUUUACUGCGCGAUGCAGGCCAAUUUCGCUUAA